AGUAGUGCAUCACUCCACCUGGAACGCAUAGCUUCCAUACUGGAAAGCCAAGCUGCAAAUAGGAAGAUCGUCACGGGCUUUCCCUUUGGCUUUUCGGGUCAAGCCCUUUGAGUCAAGUCGAAUUACAUGUUGGUGUCCGAGGGGUGGUGCAGCAGGGCAGCUGUGGUGGCAGCAGCGGCGGCGACUACGUCGACGACGGCGGUAUUGCAGCAGCAGCAGCAGCAGCAGCUGUAGUGGUUGGUGGUGGUGGUGGGCGUGGUAGGAGUGACGCGAGUGGCGGAUCGAUUCCCCCUGGGUGUCUCUCCAGCGACUAGCAGCGGCAGCGGCAGCAGCAGCAGCAGCAGCAGCAGCAGCAGCAGCGGCAUCGGCAGCAACAAGGCUCUAGUCAUCAUCAUGCCGGCUCGUGAGCGAGCAACGGCUCUCCACAUCCGCUGUGUCUGACGCCAUCCAUCCAUCCACUCGUAACGCUCGCUCUCGCUCUCUCACCUGCCCUUGGAGUCGCGAAUCAGUGUCGCCGCCGUCGUCGUUGAGAGUUCCUCCGUGCGCUGGGCUGUGGCCUUCCUGCUUCUGCGUCUGAAGGGGACACGUCACCGGCCGUUGCAUUCCUCCUCAGUGUGUUUAUUUGUGUCUGAGAAAAAUAUUGUGUUGUGUUUUGUCCAUUCUCUCUCGUACUCUCUCACCCAAGAAACUCAUAUUGUCUCGUCCUCUCCCCCGCCCUUUCCCCCGCCGGAGGCUACCGCCUGCCGCCAGCUGGCCUCUCGAGGGAGGUAAAUAGAGAGCCUGCUGCUGCCUUCCUCUCCUUACUACACGACCCCCUCCCUCUUCACCCACCGCUAACACCACCCAUCCGGCCCACGUACUCCCGACAUGCUCUGCUGAGGUACACGUGCAAAACUAACUUUCGGCGCAUUCGCACAGGAAAACAAAAACUGCUCUAGUUCCCUCGCCUACAGGCAGGCAAGUAGCUCCGUACUUCAUUGGGCGUGAUACAGGCUUCGUCUAUAUCCGCAACCAAGCCCCAUCGUCCUUCCUCCACGUCGGCCAUUGCAUCCCGUGGCCGCGGGUUAUUUUUCCUUGGGAUAGGCUCUACUGAAAGUCCGCCACCACGAGUCUCCUUGAGGAGGAGGAUCCCGAAGUGAGCAAGAUGGGAGGAGAGGAGGAAAAGCCCCAGGACCGACAGGCCGAUGACAGCAUACGUGUCAUCUGCCGCUUCCGGCCCCUCAACAAGUCCGAGGAGGCCGCCGGAAGUAAAUUCAUCUGCAGCUUUCCAAGCUCUAGAGGACAGGAAGAUCAGAUGGUCUCAGUUGGGGGGAAGCUGUACCUGUUCGACCGCGUGAUCAAACCCAACUGCUCACAAGAGAAGGUUUACGACAUCGUGGCCAGAGAUAUCGUCAGAGAUGUACUCCACGGGUACAAUGGCACCAUCUUCGCCUACGGACAGACAUCUUCCGGAAAGACCCAUACCAUGGAGGGCAAACUGGGUGACCCCACCUAUGAAGGUAUCAUUCCCCGGAUCGUGAACGAUAUCUUCAACCACAUCUACAACAUGGAGGAGGCUCUCGAGUUCCAUAUCAAGAUUUCCUACUUCGAGAUCUACAUGGACAAGAUCCGGGACUUGCUUGAUGUGUCGAAGGUGAACCUGUCCGUGCACGAAGACAAGAACCGCGUGCCAUCCGUCAAGGGCGCCACCGAACGCUUCGUGUCGUCGCCGGAAGAGGUCUUCGAAGUCAUCGAGCUUGGGAAGUCUAACAGACACGUCGCUGUCACCAACAUGAACGAGCAUAGCUCUCGCUCCCACAGCGUGUUCUUGAUCCAGGUGAAACAGGAGAACAUCGAAAAUCAGAAGAAACUGCUGGGAAAACUGUACCUGGUCGAUUUGGCCGGUUCAGAGAAAGUCGGGAAGACCGGAGCUGAAGGCGUUGUGCUGGACGAAGCCAAGAACAUCAACAAAUCGCUGUCCGCCCUCGGGAACGUCAUCGCCGCCCUCGCGGACGGAAAAGGCCACGUCCCGUACCGAGACUCGAAGCUGACCAGAAUCCUGCAGGAGAGCUUGGGAGGCAACGCAAGGACCACCAUUGUCAUCUGCGCAUCCCCGGCGUCCUUCAACGAAGCCGAGACCAAGUCGACAUUGGACUUCGGCAAGAGAGCUAAGACCAUCAAGAAUUGCGUGUCAGUGAAUGAAGAGCUGACAGCUGAAGAAUGGAAGAGGCGCUUCGCCAAGGAGAGAGAAAAGAACACAAAGUUGAAAGCACAGGUCGAACGCAUGGAAGCCGAACUGGAACGGUGGCGCAAAGGAGAAAAGGUCUCCUCAGAGGAACAGAUUUCUGUCGACAUGGAAAAGUCCGUGGUGGAAGAAACCAAGAAGCCGGCCACUCCAGCUCGCAUGAGCAACGAAGUCCACGACGCCUGGGAGAAGGAGAGGGAGCAGCUGUACCUCAGCCUCGACGAGAAGGACGAGGAGAUCAAUCAGCAGAGCCAGCUGGCCGAGAAACUCAAGGAGCAGAUGCUGGAACAAGAGGAGCUCAUCGCAGCCACAAGGCGAGACUACGAGGUCCUCCAGGCUGAGAUGUCAAGGAUCCAAGCCGAAAACGACUCUGCCAAAGACGAGGUCAAGGAAGUGCUGCAGGCCCUGGAAGAACUCGCCCUCAACUACGACCAGAAGAGCCAAGAGGUCGAGAAUAAGUGCAAGGAGAACGAGACACUUAACGAGGAACUUAGCGAGAAACAGACCGCCUUGACCUCAAUGCAAGGGGAGCUCCAGCAGAUGAAGGACUCCUCAGUGCACCUGCGAAGAAGGAUGAACGAGAUGCUCUUCUCCCUCCUGUCUGACCUCGGCGAAGUCGGCAACGUCGUCGGAGGAAGUGCGGGCGAUCUCAGCGUCAAAGUCAGUCAGGUUAACUCUGGAGACCCGAACAAACUAGAAGAGGAAUUCACUAUGGCCAGGUUAUACGUCUCUAAGAUGAAGAGUGAGGUCCGAAAUCUCGUCCAGAGGUGCAGCACGCUGGAAACAUUCCAGGGAGACUGCAACAAGAAGAUAGAUGAUUACGAGAAGGAACUAAGUGACUGUCGUCUCCUGAUCAGCCAGCACGAGGCCCGAAUGAAGACUCUGCAGGAGACCAUGCAUGAGGUUGAAGUUCGCAAGAGGCAGUUGGAGGAGCAGGUUGACUCUCUGACGGCGGACGUAGCAAAGCUGAAAGCCUCUGAGAGCAUUCCAGCUGACAGCGUCAGCAAAGAAGCUCUCGAGCAACAGAUGGAGACCCACCGAGAGCUCCACCAGAAGCUAGUGGCUCAACUUCGUCAGGAGAUCAAUAGCAAACAGGCCCUUGUGGACGAUCUGAAGGAUCAGAACCAGAAACUGAGCGUGGAACAUGACCAGUUGAAGUCGGAAUACAACAAACUCAAAGCUGAGGAGGCUGAAAAGAGCACUCGUCUUCACGAGCUCAUCUUGCGCCAUUGGACUCCCAGAGGUUCUCCAAGCAUGUUGAAUGAAAGAAGGGAACAAGCGCACAAUGACCUCAAGGGGUUGGAGGACACAGUGGCAAAGGAGCUGCAGACUUUGCAUAACCUGAGAAAGCUUUUCGUUCAGGACUUGCAAACCAGAGUUAGGAGGUCGGCAGCUGGGGAGGACGAGGACAUCCUCGGAGGAUCCGUUGCCCAAAAACAGAAGAUCAGCUUUUUGGAGAACAACCUCGAUCAGCUGACCAAAGUACACAAGCAGCUCGUCAGGGAUAAUGCCGACCUGCGCUGCGAGCUGCCCAAGCUAGAGAAGAGGCUGAGAGCUACCAUGGAGCGCGUCAAGACUGGUGCCGAAGACGAAGAUUCCGAUUUGCACUACAAGUUGGAGGAGGAUAAUGCCCAACUCCGCUGUGUUGUGCCCAAACUGGAGCAACGUCUUAAGGCAACUAUGGGCAGGGUACAGGCCUUGGAGACCGCUCUGCGAGAGGCCAAGGAAGGCGCCAUGAGGGACCGCAAGAGAUACCAGUAUGAGGUGGAUCGAAUCAAGGAAGCGGUCAGACAGAAGAACUUGGCCAGACGAGGUCAAGGGGCUCACAUUGCUAAACCAAUUCGCACGGGGCCUCAGAGCCUUCUUUCCCGACCGGGGGCUCUUGGUAUGAUGGCUAGACCAGCUCCUAAUCCCACACAAUUGCACUCAUUCGUAGCAACUAGCAGCUAAAUAACCAGCUAUAUACCUAUCCCGUAGAAGAUAUAGAAAAGAAAUAUUAACCAAGAAAAGACUCUCCGAAACAAAUAUGACUUCAUUGUGGUAUAUACGUACUACUGCUUGGCUCCAUUCUGAUGACCCUCAGCUUUUGUUCAGGCAGGGUCCAGAGUGGUGACCUUAUACUUCCUGUGGGGAAAAGGGGGUCUCUUCUAGUUUGAUGCCUUCGACCAGAAGCAUAAACAUCGAGAAGCAUCGCCCUCUGGCCUGGCUCUGUAUCUUGGCCAAAGGCUAGGCGACUUAAGAGGAGAAGCAUACCAGACGUGACGGUUAAUUUUUUCAUAUAAUUGCGCUCGAUUUCAUUAUGUGUCAUAUGCUUAAUGUGACCAUAUGUACCUCUGUGUCAUUUUUUUAGACCUACGAUAUUGAAUAUUAAUACACCGCAUAUAUUCACAUCAGUAUCUUAAGUGUUAUCACCUGUGGGUUAUGUCCAAAAUAUUGCAUGUCCAUGCCGUGUUCUUCAGUCUCAUAUAUCAUCCAUAUUCCGAAUCUUUGUGAAUAUGCUUCAGAGGAGAUAGGUAAAGUAGUCAUUCAAGCUUUUAGUCAUGACAUCAUUUUUACUUAAGCAUUCCGAUCUGCAAAUGACAUAACUUCAUGUCUAACUACUAUAAAUUCUAAGCCUGACGCAGGAUAGAUCAACUAGGCUUAUGGCAAGCAGAUCACGUGUCAACAGCCCACUACUUCUUGUGCAGCUUUUGAAACAACGCUUAGUUGAGGUCAGUUGUAACGGCUUAAAUGAAGUCAGUCCAUCAGGUACAAAAGGGUAAGAUUUGCCACAUUCAUCUGUGCCUCUUUUGUUUAGGCAAUCAAGAAGUUCACAUCAGGCCUCCUGAUCCUUUUCAUACCUUAGUAUAUGUACAUGAUUCCUUCUGGAAUGGGUCUGUGUUGGCAUGAGCCAGCUUAAUCUAGAGUAAAGUAAACCAACUAACUAGUACCCAACUUACCUCUAUCAGUCCAUCAGAUGCCUUCAGAAGCUGGAGUCCCACAAGGGUUCUGGGUGAAAAUGGAAGUUCUGUAGCACAUGCAAAUCGUUUUGGACACAACCUUCUCCUUCUCCCCAAAGUCACAAGUUGUGCUUGCAACUGAAUGGGUGUAACUUAAGCGUAAAGAAACGAAGUGUCUAUACCCUUCCAGAACCCCUUCCUGUCCUCUACACCCAAGCUAGUUAUUGAUGAUAAUAAUCAUGUAGUGAAGACGCAUCCCCUAAUUCACAAAGAAAGAGAGAAACGGAAAGAAAGAGAGCGAAUGGGCUGAAGAGUAAGUCGUUUUGAAAAUUUAUUUUUUUAGUUAUUUAUUAAUGAAGGAAACUCGUUUAAAUACAUUUAUACUGCAAGACUGGAAACCGGCAGUCAUGUUUGGGAUGGCACCGAAAGGCUUCUGCUCCAUGAUAGGUUCAACAAAGAGCAAUUCAAACUGGCUUUCAAGGCCAAACCAGGCACCGCCGAGCUGAAGGAAAGGGAAACGAGAUGAAUAGCCCUCAUUAUGGGAGCUACCACUGGAUUGAUUUGCGUCGUGCCGUCCAAAAUUGAUAUGACUUGGGGAAUUCGAUUUCACGAGUUUUGCAUGGGGACGCAGUCACCUCGGCUCCCAAGCAUGACAGUUGGUAGAGACAGUUUUGACCUGGAUCUGGAAGGCCAUGAAAGUGUAUAAUAGCUGAAAACUGAUCAGAUCGGUUGUUUAUACAAUAUCCAGCAACAUUUUUGUAAACCUUGAAAAAUUAAGAUGACUGAGUAGAACUGGAGGUUGCUUGUGUAUACCACAACCGAAUUUUGUUCACUGUUAGCAUUUAAGGCACACAAACUGCAUGUCAGACAUUGCACGUCUUAUACACGUUCCAGACUAAAAUUUACGGUAGAAUACUCGAGAGAAAGGAAAUGUGAUGGUCUCUCUUAUCGUUCAGUUGUUGUACACUUUCACCCUUCCUGAUCCUAUAUCCUGACGAUUAGCGUUAAAUACCUGUGGCAUUUUGCUUAAGGUGUAUCAUUAUAGACUACUAUACAUGUAUGUGUGUUUGGCCUUCAAUAACAUACGAGUGCUAUAUCAAAAUAUCUCAUUUCUUAUGUAGCAUGAAUUUAAUAUGGGAGUGGUGUUUAACAUACCAUAGGAUCUAAUAAUGACUUGGUAUAUUUUGCAUGUAUUGUUUUUAUUAGUAUGGCUGUUAUGGUGACUAUAUAAUUCAUGCUAUAUAAAUAAUAUAGAAAAAUAUUAGCUAUAAUACACGGUACACCAUCAAGGUUACUAUUUAUUUGUUUUAGUCAUUCAUUAACGUCAGCAUUUCAUUUCCUAAGUCAAUUCUAAGUAUUAUUAGUUUAAACGUUCCGUUUUGUUCCUGAUCUAGUUGUGUUCAUAAGCGCUUUUAUUCGGUUUAUAUGUAUAUAUGCAUAUUUGUAUGCGUGCAUUUAAGUUACGUAACACUGCUGCAUUUUUCUGUUCCGUUUUCUUAUUUAUUUCACUUUGCUUUAUAUUUCGUUCGUUUUUCAGAUAUAUCGCAAGCAGGAAACCCAGCUUUUCUUCCGUGAAAAGGUGGACAUUUCUGUAAGUCUUGUGGAAAAGGUGCCGUGAAGGGAAUAUAAAGUUAAAUGAAAAAUUAAUGUUAUUGUGGUAAUAAUGGUGAGCACUCUCUUUAUUGCCUAUUGCACUUGACGGGGUGAGCUUUCAAUGUCUUGUUUUGAGUAUAUAUAUAUAUAUAUAUAUAUAUAUAUAUAUAUAUAUAUAUAUAUAUAUUAGUAUAUAUAUAUAGUUUAUUUAUGCGCACAUGCAUUGUGUGCAUAUGUAUUCACGCAAGCAUCUACUAGAAUAUAUUCAGCAAUGCGGACUUCUCUGCCAGCAUCAAAUCUCAAAAUACUUAUUUUAUUUACAAAAAGUCACAGUGCAAUCAGUUCGCUUUUGGCUUUUCCCAAAGGAAAUCCUAUUUUACGAAAGUAAUAAAACAGGUAAAAACUCCAUUAUGUUUAUGGCAAUGAGAGUAGGUCUCUCCUGAGGAAGGAGGUUGAUUUGACAACUAAAGAAGCGAGACAUAUUAUUAGGUGUAAUGGAACGUGUUGGUGUAUGUUUCUGUAUGUGCGUUGUGAGUCUGGGUAUGAGUGAAUGUGUGUAUUGUGCUCCUAUAGGGUGAUGCCCCUGGGUGAUUGCUGCAUUGUUAUCAUACUUUAAGUGGUUGACAUGGACACAACAUCCUCACAGAAUUAGGUCAUCGGAGCCGGUACUGCGAAGUUCAUCGUAUUUUUGGCAUACAAGUAAGGUUUUCUUACUCUGCAUUUACAUUUUAAAGUAUUCUCAUCACAUGUGGAACCAUUACCACAAUCUACAAAGGAAACGGCAUUUUGCUCUGAGCUACACUAAAAAGACAAAGUAUUCCUGAACAGUACUGUAGAAGAGCACAAACAGAAGGAAGUGCAUAGCUUCUGGUGGGUAAAAUAGCACUAACACUUUGCGGUUGUAGUCUUUGCUCUUCCUGUAAAUCUACCCUCUUUAUAUAUCAUAAAAAGUAUGUGACUAGCAUCGACGAAGUACCUAACGGACGUUAGUAACUGAUAUAACAAAUCAAAUACGACUGGACUGAAAGCGCCGGCGAUUACAUGACCUCCUUCUAGUGGGUUGCAACUUUUUUGCCUCUCUAGAUUAAUCGCAAUGUAACACAUUCGGUGACUGUCGAGUAGCACACCCUCGGCUCAAGGAUCCGUGGAAAGGGCGAUGCAAACAAAACAACCAAACAAAAAAACAAAAAACAAAAAACCAAAAAAAAAAAAAAAACUCUAGAGACGUUCCCUGUUUCCAUAAUCUCGGUAGAGUUGACAGGUUAAUGUUUUAGUUCUUCAAGUAGGAAUAUAAAAGUAGUGAGCAUCUCAGACAGUGCUUGUAUGACGGCCUUUGCUGUAAUUCGACGUUUCAUACGUGUCAGCUUCAAUGUAUCAAUUGCGUUUUAGUCCGGAGUCUGUUUCCGAGAUGGAUCCUUGAGGUGAGCGCUCCAACUCAUGUCUGUUUUAUAUUCAUUUCAUCAUAUUGAUUUUCACUCCAUCUUUCUUUUUUACGUUGUUUGAGACUCUUUCUUAAUGUAUAUAGUCCCUUUGUCACGUGAUUUGCUUAAAAACCCACAGUAAUUAUAUAUAUACAUAUAUCUGCUUAGGGAGAUGAAUAUUCAUUUUAUUGAUAACAAAGCAAGGGAUUAACUCCGAGUAGUCUCUGCAUUAUUCUUUUAUGUAAAAUUAAACAUGAAAUAACAGUUGCUGUUGUUGUUUAUAAAUACUUAAUAUAAAAAACUGCUAAAUAUUUAGAAGUGAUUCCUGUACAUGGAAAUAAACAUUCCAUUGCUUGCAAUAGAGUUUCCAUUUAGUUUUGCAUUAUUGCUCGUAAAGUAAGACAUUGAAGAGGUAUCUCAAUUUAAUUUUAUACACACUAGUGAUAAUUUAAAGAGGAAUAAGAAGCUGUAGAUAGAUCUUUUAAGUAUAUUUAUUUAUUUAUUGUUUAUAAAUGUGAAACAAUCCAGGUUGUCUUAAUUCUUUCUGUGGAGAGAUUUAUUGAAAAUAUCAUUGUUGUUUAUUUGUAUUGAAGCCUUCUCCAAGAAUGACUAUAAUAAAACAAAACCCAUAAAACUAA
Messenger RNA from Macrobrachium nipponense, 8815 nucleotides. RefSeq names its product kinesin heavy chain-like. Gene Ontology annotation, cellular component: microtubule. Gene Ontology annotation, molecular function: ATP binding; microtubule motor activity; microtubule binding. The record is from RefSeq and is a predicted model, not a curated record. Bases 1145 to 4174 code for a protein of 1009 amino acids. NCBI's taxonomy places the organism in Eukaryota, Metazoa, Arthropoda, Malacostraca, Decapoda, Palaemonidae. Gene Ontology annotation, biological process: microtubule-based movement; mitotic cell cycle. The transcript is spliced from 24 exons.